AGGUGUCCGGGCCACCCCCCCACCUCGGCCCCGGCACAGCUGGAAGCUGGGGAUCAGCCCCCAAUGACCCCUCCAUCCUGCCCCUUGGGCACCCUCCUCCCACCAGUCCGAGGAGUGUUUGCUGCUGUGAGAUCACCCGCCCCCCCAACAACAACGACAAAAAAAUUAAAUAACACCCAGAGAGAGAUCAGAGAGGGAGGGGGAGGAGGAAGCAGGGACGAGGGAAGAGAGAGACGGAGAAACAGGAGAGGCAGAAGAGGAGGAGGUGGGGAGGCUGGGAGAGAAAGAAGCUGGAGACGAGGGAGGCCGGGAGGAGGAGAGAGAAGCAGGAUGGAGACAUGGGGUUAGGUGGCUCGGGGGAGCUGGAAGAAAAGAGAGCGAAGAGGGGGUGUGGAUUAGAAACCAGGAGGUAACCUCGGGGAGAAGCAGGAGGCAGAGAAAGGAGUAGGAAGAUCGGGAGGUAGAGGGAGAUCGGAGGGUUGGGGAAAAGAGGAGAGGAAGGAGGAGAGGCACAGAGAGCGGGGAAAGCAGAGAGGAGUGGAUUUGGGGGGUCUCAGUCCCCCGCUGCCUCAGUGUUUGGGGAACCGGACUCCCUGUAGGGAGGAGAGGCAGGCUGGAAGUCCUGGAGGGACAGGGUCCCACAGAAGGGGGAAGGAGGAGCUGAGAGAGGGGGCCAGGACAUUGGGAAGGGGUCGCUCAGAGGCCUCCCAGGGAUGGGGGUUGCAGCUCCUCUGAGCGCCCCUAAAGCGCUGGUACUCUGGGCCGCACUGGGGGCGGCAGCUCACAUUGGACCUGCACCUGACCCCGAGGACUGGUGGAGCUACAAGGAUAAUCUCCAAGGAAACUUCGUGCCAGGGCCUCCCUUCUGGGGCCUGGUGAAUGCAGCCUGGAGUCUGUGUGCUGUGGGGAAGCGGCAGAGCCCCGUGGAUGUGGAGCUGAAGAGGGUCCUUUAUGACCCCUUUCUGCCCCCACUGAGACUCAGCACUGGGGGAGAGAAGCUCCAGGGAACGCUGUACAACACCGGCCGCCAUGUCUCCUUCCUACCUGCACCCCGGCCCGUGGUCAAUGUGUCUGGGGGUCCCCUCCUCUAUAGCCACCGGCUUAGUGAGCUGCGACUGCUAUUUGGAGCACGGGAUGGAGCUGGCUCUGAACACCAGAUCAACCACCAGGGCUUCUCUGCUGAGGUGCAGCUCAUCCACUUCAACCAAGAACUCUACGGGAACCUCAGCGCCGCCUCCCGGGGCCCCAAUGGCCUGGCCAUCCUCAGCCUCUUUGUCAAUGUGGCUGGCAGCUCGAACCCCUUCCUCAGCCGCCUCCUUAACCGUGACACCAUCACCCGCAUCUCCUACAAGAAUGAUGCCUACUUUCUUCAAGACCUGAGCCUGGAGCUCCUGUUCCCCGAAUCCUUUGGCUUCAUCACUUAUCAGGGCUCUCUCAGCACCCCGCCCUGCUCAGAGACUGUCACCUGGAUCCUCAUUGACCGGGCCCUCAAUAUCACCUCCCUCCAGAUGCACUCCCUGAGACUCCUGAGCCAGAAUCCUCCGUCCCAGAUCUUCCAGAGCCUCAGCGGUAACGGCCGGCCCCUGCAGCCCUUGGCCCAUAGGGCCUUGAGGGGCAACAGGGACCCCCGGCACCCCGAGAGGCGCUGCCGAGGCCCCAACUACCGCCUGCAUGUGGAUGGUGCCCCCCAUGGUCGCUGAGACUCCCCACUGAGGACUGCGCCUGUCCUUUCCAAGUCUCCCCACACAGGGAGGGGAGUCACCCCCAAAACAAAGCUAUUAAAGGGACAGAAUACUUCCGGUU
Molecule: messenger RNA, 1803 nt
Organism: Mirounga angustirostris (Northern elephant seal)
Lineage: Eukaryota; Metazoa; Chordata; Mammalia; Carnivora; Phocidae
Gene: CA11
Product: carbonic anhydrase 11
Exons: 9
Coding region: 714-1700 (328 amino acids)
Cellular component (GO): basolateral plasma membrane
Molecular function (GO): carbonate dehydratase activity; zinc ion binding
Source: RefSeq, a predicted model, not a curated record